Molecule: messenger RNA, 537 nt
Organism: Cylicocyclus nassatus
Lineage: Eukaryota; Metazoa; Nematoda; Chromadorea; Rhabditida; Strongylidae
Source: the annotation of a GenBank genome assembly
AGCCUCUAUAAACUAUAGUGAUUUGGUUGGAAGCGUCGACUACAGCAAUCAUGCUUGCUACAAUCCUUAUCGCGGUUUUUCUAAUUUCUGCUACGACAGAAGAUUGUCUGAAAUGCAUUUGCAAACGCGAAUCAGGAUGUAAGCCUAUAGGAUGCCAUAUGGAUGUUGGAUCACUUUCGUGCGGUUACUAUCAGAUCAAGCUUCCCUACUAUAAGGACUGUGGGACUCCGGGACGCAAGCGUGGUGAGUCUGUAACCGCGGCUUGGAAGAGGUGCGCAAACGACUACAGCUGCUCAACCACAUGCGUCAAAGCGUACUACAACCGUUACAAGAGAUUAUGCCCUUCGAGUCAAGGAACUUGUCAGAAAAUGGCACGACUGCAUAAUGGAGGUCCGUCUGGGUGCAAGAAACAGGCCACAGUUGGGUACUGGAACGCCGUCAAGAAGUGUUGCGGAUGCACUUGAACAAAGAAGUUGCUUUUCAAUACCUUGCUCGAUUACUAGAAAUUCGAGAAAGCCAAUAAAUAAUUUUGUUAUA